This is a messenger RNA of Lates calcarifer (barramundi perch), 6094 nucleotides long. RefSeq names its product DNA replication helicase/nuclease 2 (gene dna2). The record is from RefSeq and is a predicted model, not a curated record. Gene Ontology annotation, biological process: replication fork reversal. Gene Ontology annotation, cellular component: cytoplasm. NCBI's taxonomy places the organism in Eukaryota, Metazoa, Chordata, Actinopteri, Centropomidae. The transcript has 25 exons. Bases 362 to 4552 code for a protein of 1396 amino acids. Gene Ontology annotation, molecular function: single-stranded DNA helicase activity; 5'-flap endonuclease activity.
CAAAAUUUGGCGCCCCAGUCAUUUAAACAGCUCACUAACACAGAGACAGAGGCGGGUGAGAAAUGAUCAAGAAGAUGACUACAAACGUCCAAGCUACGCGGCAGUUUUAACGGAAAACCUGGGUAACUGGGGCCGGUAGGUCAGUGAAUAAUCUGCUGGUUGAAGAGAUGCAGAGUCGUUCAAUAUACAGCGAAACCAGCUCUCUUCGGAUAUCUGUGACUGAAGCCUGGGCGGUUAGCUCUCUAGUGCUGGACCGCACCGUCAGUUUGUUAGCUAAAGAAUAUAGCUGAUAACAAGCAGCAGUUUGACCUCAGACAGACAAACAGAUAAAUAAACACACCUGCCUGUGAUCUAAGUCACCAUGAACAGGACCAAACUGAAGAAAACUAAGGUAACUCUCGGAGGGCAGCAGAAUAUCUCAUCCUUCUUCUCCCAAAACCACAAGGAUGACCCACUUUCAAAGAAGUUACCCAUCACUGGCAUUACUGCAUUUGCCAAGACUGAACCUCAGAUCAAAGAUGGUGAAACCGCUCCAUCUAGGAUCCAGUCCCCUUUAAAGAGGCGUAUCCUUGGGGACCUUGAGAACCUCCUGCCCUCCUCACCAGAUCUUCUCCUCUCUGUGCCAGAGACUCCCAGCAGUCAGAUCAGGCUCGCUCCCUCUACGCCCUCCAGAAAUGCAGGUUGUCUCAGCCCCCAGCCCAGUAGAGAGGUGGCGAGUCUGGCCAAGAUCAGCCAACUGUCCCCCAUCUGUCUCAGUCCCUGCUCCAAAGGGCUGAGUGUACAGAGAUUAAUGACCAAGAGGGAAGAAGGAGUUUUUGGCUCUGUGAAAAGGCUCUUUAGUCCGACUGAAGAGUCCCACAAUGCCAAGAGACCAAGAACCGGGAUCAGCCCCACAGGUAGCAACCUAAAGGUAACAAUGACGGAGAAGACACCUCUUUUCUCUAGUGACCAGUUAGAGGGUCAGUCUGAGAGGCCUGAGGGUCACAGCAAAGGUACUGAGGUGGUCUUUAAUGACAGUAGAAACACAACAAAGUCUGUGUCAUGCCGCUCCUUGGGGGGACACAGAAAACGUCAGGAGGAGAGAGAUGAAGAUGAGAAAGAUUCUGGUUUUACUGUGAUAACAGAGCAGAAAGCAGCUGAGGUGAAAACCAAUGGAAACCCACACACUCUUCUCAAUAAGGAUACUCACACACUUACUGCUCAUGUGCACAAACCUAGUGCACAAACUAUUGCACCUGAAGUGCAGAGAAGUGCAAAGGAGGGAAAGGGCGACCUAAACAAGGAAGAAGCUACAAGAACAGCAAUAACAUCGCAGAAAGGAGACAAAGACGAAGUGCCAUCGUCCCAUCAAGAGCAAGGUGGAGGAAUGACAUCAGCAUGUCCUGUGGAGGAGAGGUUGGAUGAGAGUUGGUUUGCAGAGCAUAUGGAUGACAGUGAGGAGGCUAAAUCCAAAAAGCCCCGGAAGGUACCAGACCAUAUGAUCCUUUCUGGAGGCAAGAACAACCGCUACUGGGUUUUGGAUGUGACAGAGAGGCCCGGUCACAAAACACUGACCAUCUCAUGCCACAAAUCCCUACAUCCAACUGAGACGUGUCUGCUGAAAGAUGGAUGGGAGAUGACGCCUGUUUGUUCUGGUGAUGUGGUGCAUCUGGAGGGCUUCUCUGAUGGCGGGUCCUGGUUGGUGGACAGGGAGCAGGGCUUCCUGGUUUUACUGCCUGACAGCCUGAUCUCAGGUACCAGCAUCUCAAGCUCCAUCCGCUGCAUGAGGCGCGCAGUACUGGGUGAUAUGUUUAAGAGUUUUGAUGGUGGCUCAAAGCAGAUGCUGAAUGGCACCAUGGUCCAUGAAGUCUUUCAGAGAGCAGCUAUGGCUAAAGAUUUUUCUUUGGAGACACUCUCUAAGCUGGCUGACCAGGCAAUGCACAGUCCUCAGUACCUGGGAGACAUGUACAGUUUGGGUGUAUGUCAGGAAGAGAUGAAGCAGGAACUGCAUGAUUAUCUGCCUUCACUGGAGCACUGGGCAAACGAAUACCUCAGCUCCCCAACACCAAGAGCCAUCAGCCUCAAAAGCCCUAGCAACAGCAGAGCUCCAAGCAGGCAUCAGGACUCUGGAACUGUUGUCACAGUUACCGAACUGGCAGAUAUAGAAGAGAAUGUGUGGUGCCCGAGAUUUGGCCUGAAAGGAAAAAUUGAUGUGACGGCACAUGUUCGAAUCCAAAGACCACAAAACGGCAGUCACAGAGCCCUGGAGGAGAGGACUGUGCCCCUGGAACUGAAAACUGGAAGAGAGUCAAACUCGAUAGAGCAUCGCAGUCAGGUGAUUCUGUACACUCUGAUGAGCAUGGAGAGAUACAAUCCUGAAGCCGGCCUCCUGCUUUACCUCAAGACUGGCAGCCUGCACCCUGUAGUGGCCAGCCACAUGGACCGCAGAGAGCUGCUGAAGCUGAGGAACACUCUGGUUCAUCACAUCCACAACUGUGUGGAGAAAGAAUCGGAGCGGAGCCGCUUGUCCAGACUUCCUGACAUCCUGACCAACAGACAGACCUGCCAGUACUGUCCUCAAAGGAGAAACUGUGCUUUAUAUGAGAGAGCGGUGGAUAGCAGCUCCGUAGACGUCAGCGAGGAUGUCGUGCGAGACUUCCUGCAGGAGGAGACGGGUCAUCUGACUCCACCACAUCUGAGCUAUUUUUCCCACUGGCUGCUGCUCUGCUGCCUUGAGGCUGCCACCAUGGAGGCCAAGAAUGGCCGAAAGCGUGUGUGGCUUCAGACUGUUAAGGAGAGUGAGAAGAACGGGAGCUGUGUGGGGAAUCUGCAGCUCAGUGUUCCAGUGACGAUCCAGUCUGAAGGAGUUUUCCUCCAUCGCUUCCACAGAAGUAGUGUGGCACCGCAGCACGGUUUGGCCAAUAACGGUCUGGGCAGUGGGGAUCGCAUUGUUGUUAGUGACCAGGAGGGUCGUCUUGUCGGCUUAGCAACAGGGUACCUAUGUGAGGUCAGCAGGACAUCAAUCAGCUGCACUCUGGACAGAGACUUGUCAAAGUUCAGUGGUGUGCUGUUUCGAUUGGAUGGUGAUGAAGGUGUGGUGGGCCUCAGUACUCAUCUGACCAAUCUCUCCAGACUGAUGGAAAACUGUCAGGACAGUGAUCGUCUGAGGGAGCUGGUUGUCGAUCUUCGUCCUCCAGAGUUUAUUUUCAACCUCAGUUCUGUUCUGCCCAGAGAGGCCAAGGACACUGUGGCCAACAUCCUCAAAGGUCUCAACAAACCCCAGAAGCAGGCCAUGAAGAAGGUGUUGUUAUCUAAAGACUACACGCUGAUUGUUGGCAUGCCUGGCACAGGCAAAACCACGACCAUCUGCACCCUGGUUCGCAUCCUACAUGCGUGUGGGUUCAGUGUGUUGCUGACCAGCUACACCCACUCUGCUGUUGACAACAUCCUGCUGAAGUUAAAGCGCUUCCGGGUUGGGUUUCUGCGUCUGGGGCAGGGGCAGAAGGUUCAUCCAGACAUCCUACCUUACACCGAGGAAAGUGCCAGGAAGAAGGGGGUUCACGCUCUCUCAGAGUUGGAGCAGCUUUAUAACAAGGAGCUGGUAGUGGGAACCACCUGUAUGGGCAUCAAGCAUCCCAUUUUCACACGUCGGCGGUUUGAUUUCUGCAUCGUAGACGAGGCGUCACAGAUCAGUCAGCCCAUCUGUCUGGGACCCCUGUUCUACGCCAAGAGAUUUGUCCUGGUCGGAGAUCACCAACAACUGCCGCCAAUAGUGCAAAACCAGGAGGCUAGGUCGCUUGGAAUGGAUGAAAGUCUGUUUAAAAGACUAGAGCUCCAUAGUGAAGCAGUGGUCCAACUCAAUGUACAGUACCGGAUGAACAGGCAGAUAAUGUCUCUCAGUAACUCCCUGAUGUAUGAGGGCCGGUUGGAGUGUGGAUCAGAGAGGACAGCCUCGGCCCUGCUCUCCCUGCCUUUCCUGCACUCCGUUCAGUCUGAGCUUAGUUGCUACUCUCAGACUCAUCCCCAGCACGACCUGGCAUGGAUACAGGCUGCAUUGUCGCCUAGCAACCCUGUUUGCUUCCUUGAUUGCUCAAUGGUGCCAGCACUGGAGCUGGUGGAGCAGGGAGGCGUAAGCAAUCACACCGAGGCUGCUCUCAUACACAAGCUGCUUUCACUGCUGAUAAAGGCAGGGUGUAAACCCAGUGAUAUAGGUGUUAUCGCUCCCUACAGACAGCAGUUAAAGAGUAUCUCUGCUCUGCUGCAGUCCUCUGCUUUCAUUGGUGUGGAAGUGAACACAGUGGACAGAUACCAAGGACGGGACAAAAGUCUAAUCGUGCUUUCUUUUGUCAGGAGCACUGUAGAGGAAGGAAACUUAGGAGAGCUGUUGAAGGACUGGCGUAGACUGAAUGUAGCCAUCACCAGGGCCAAACACAAGCUGCUGAUGGUGGGCUCUGCCACAACGCUACGCCGCUAUGCACCUGUGGAGAAACUGCUCAACCAUCUCCAGCAAGAGAACAUGAUUAUCCAGCUCCUGCCAGCUGCCCACAAGGCCUUACCCAGCAUGCACCUAUAACAGAAGGCUGUGAAGCCAUGAGGUUGUCUCAGAUCAACUGCCUGUCUCACAGUGGAGCAGACAGCAAUUAAGUAUCAGUCUGUAAAAGUGCUGCCUGAUCUGUCAGGUUGUCAUCAAACAAAAGAACUGUAAAUACUUGAAAUACUCGUGGGAGGUGUCAGUUAUCAACAAUUCAAAACCUGCUGUGCAACAAGCAUGUGGUGAUGUUUAACUGGAGAUGCACACUAAUUAACAGACUAGUAUAGAUACCUGAACAACAUGUAGGCUUUCAAGUGGAUUCUGCGUCUCAUCCAUACCACACCUGCUAAAUGUUUUUAUAAUAGAAUACGUUUACAUUAAAAGGCUUAUAUGUGGAGGCGGCUUUUCACAGUAUGAAAAGCUGUGUUGAUUUCACAUGCAUAUUUUAAAUGGAAUAUCUUUGUUAGUGUUAACACUGGUAUAAGUAACAAUAUCUAAAACAUUCAUGUUGACUUAAGUGGAAAUGCAUUAGAAACCUCAUAGGCUGAAUCACAGACUGAACCUCAAGAAGCUUUGUAGAAACCUUAAGGUUGUGGCUGCUAUUGUUAUUGUUGAUUUUAUUUUAAAUGGAACACACUUUGUAUUUCAGUUCUGAAAGUAUCUGUCAUCACACCUGCUGUGAAACACUGAGGAACAAGGACUGAGAUACUGACUACAACUAGUUUCACACAAAACUAACCUGCAGCUAAAACACAUUGAACUGACUCUGUGAUAGACGAUGGUAGGAAGCAUCAAACUAAGACUGGUCACUACUCAUAAAGUCAGAUAUUUUUGAUCAAAUACCUCUAUCAAUACACUGUGACUUUGGUACUUUCACUGGGUGAGUGAAUGUGGAGACCAAACAGCUAGAGUUAUCUAUAGUUAAUUUCACUCACCUACAACAGUCAGAUAAGCUCAUAAAUGUCUUAAGGAAUGAAAAACCUCAGACUAAAAGGUUACCUACAUUACAACAUUACAAUAACCAGUAUUACUUGCUGGCUUCAAUCAAUAUAUCAACUCUUUUCCAGCUUAAAAUCGUUAAAGAUGAGGUAACGGCUACAGUGCGUAAUUUCUAUUUAGAGGAGUGACUGGAGAUCAUCAGACUUCAUACGUACUUGAACUCUGUUAUAAUCUGUGAGUGAGCUGCACUGGCCCACAACUGCAAAAACAUGGAAACAACAGACUGAUCUAUAAAUGAUUUGAUCAUCUUUUUUUAAAAGUAAGUUUACGGCAUCAUAUGCAUAAGCGUUUGAGUCAUUUAUCUCAAUUUGUCUGAGUAAGGCAGAACUAAAGAGGUACUGAGCCUGAAUUAUUACAGAGGAUACUACAUGGUAUCAUAACAGUUAAAACUAGGCAUUUUUGUAGGAAAAAUCUGAAUUUAGGAAGAAUUAUAUUCUGUUCAAAACAUUUUGCUAAUGCAGUCUAAUACUAAUGAACUGUGAUGAUUUAACUCAUGAUUAAUUUUUGGACUCCUUAACUGUGAGCAGAGUGUUUCCUGAUCAUUGGGCUAACUGUGAUUUGUUUUACUUUAAACACAACUUCUGA